AUGGCCGCUGCGACUUCAAGUGCUGCUUUGAUUGAAGGCAUGACUGCAAUCAGCUCAAUCGAGGAGAUUGGUAUUGUGCCUGAUGAGACGGUAAAGACGGAAGUGUUCCGCUCAGAAAACGCCGACGGCAGCAUUGUGACCAAAACAGUUCGCACGACUACUCGCACAGAGUUAUCUAGUUCAGGUGAGCUUGUGACUGUAAUCGGGGUGGAGACAACAACGGAGACAGAGACCAAAGAUGGUGCCAAGAACACGACCUUAGAAACGGAGACCUCGGCAGAGACGUGUACCGAGAUGGCCGCAGCGACGUCAAGUGCUACUUUGACUGAAGGCAUGAGUGCUAUCAGCUUAAUCAAAGAGAUUGGUAGUGUGCCUGAUGAGACGGUAAAGACGGAAGUGUUCCACUCAGAAAACGCCGACGGCAGCAUUGUGACCAAGACAGUUCGCACGACCAAGCGCACAGAGUUAUCUCGUUCAGGUGAGCUUGUGACUGUAAUCGGGGUGGAGACAACAACGGAGACAGAAAACAAAGAUGGUGCCAAGAACACGACCGUAGAAAUGGAGACCACGACAGAGACGUGUACCGAGAUGGCCGCCGCGACGUCAAGUGCUGCUUCGAUUGAAGGCAUGACUGCUAUCAGCUCAAUCGAGGAGAUUGGUAGUGUGCCUGAUGAGACGGUAAAGACGGAAGUGUUCCGCUCAGAAAACGCCGACGGCAGCAUUGUGACCACUACAGUUCGCACGACCAAGCGCACAGAGUUAUCUUGUUCAG
Messenger RNA from Plasmopara halstedii, 772 nucleotides. RefSeq lists its product as uncharacterized. The transcript has a single exon. The annotation marks the transcript as partial. NCBI's taxonomy places the organism in Eukaryota, Oomycota, Peronosporomycetes, Peronosporales, Peronosporaceae. The record is from RefSeq and is a predicted model, not a curated record.